AUGGCUAUUUUGAAGCCAUUUCAACUUUUGGAAAUAAAUGUCAUAUCAGCUCAAGAUUUGGAGCCGGUGUCAAAGAAAAUGCGCACCUAUGCCACCGCAUGGGUCCACCCAACCCGGAAGCUCUCCACCCGAGUGGAUGACGAAGGCUACAACAACCCAACAUGGAAUGAUAAGUUUGUAUUCCGUGUGGAUGAGGAGUUCCUCCGCCUCGACACAUCAGCAGUCAUGAUCGAGAUCUAUGCCGUACAUUGGUUCCGUGACACCCUUGUGGGGACGGUUCGUAUCCUCGUGGGUAACCUUAUCCCACCUCCCACUCAGUCCCACCACCACCAUCACUAUCUUGGGAUGCGAUUUGUUGCUCUUCAAGUUCGUCGUCCAUCGGGCCGUCCUCAGGGGAUAUUGAACAUUGGUGUGACAGUGCUUGAUAGCUCCAUGAGAAGCAUGCCUUUGUACACCCAACUAAGCGCCUCAGCCGUCGGUUUUCGUGAUUUGAUGGGGGAGGAAGAUCCACACCACCAGAAUCAAAAUAACGAUCAGCCACUAAUUGUGAAGCCCAUACUACGUCGUACACGAAGCGAACGGAGUGAACGCGUAACCUUUGACAAUGUCUCCAUGACCAACAGCUCCAUUGUUGCAAUUCCACAGAAGGAUUUUCAUGCAAAGGCUGGUUCCAUAAUCAACGGCUCAGAAGCUGGUGACCCCUUAAAGGUCAAAAGCAAAAAAGGGAAGGCUAGCUCGGUAAUUAGAAGUUCGGAACCAAAAGCCCAUAAAGGCCCAAAAGGUAAAGCCAGUUCGAUACUUAGCUAUUCUGUUGUCAGUAGCAAAGAUCCAUCGGAACUAAAAGGCCAUAUUGGCCCAAAAGGUAAAGCCAGUUCGAUAAUUAGCUAUUCUGUUCUCACUAGCAAAGAUCCACCUAAAAUCGAGGUCAAAAAUGAAAAGCCCAAUGAAAAACUUGAGCCCAAAAAGAGUGAUCCACCAACAAAUAAGUUGAUAGCUGAUGAAAAGCCCAUUACAAAAGGUACUGAGUUAGAAAUUGGGCCUCCAAUAGAGAUAACAAAGCCUGCGACAAUUGGAAAGCCCAUUCCAAAAUUCAAUGGAUACGAAUUGGGAGGCCCAAAAGGAUCGUUGACAAAUGGUAAAUUCAUUUUUGGGCCCCCACAAAAGGCGAAUUCUAUUUGGUCCGAAUCAGAAGUGGGCCCCUCGCCAUCAGAGGUGGCUGCAGCUAUGGCCCGGAACAAGUACCCGUUAGAUGAGGAACGGAGCUCCGUGCUUGAUGGGUGGAGCUUAGAUGAGAGUGUUGAAGGGCUUCGGUCCAAGCUCGAGAGGUGGCGGACGGAGCUACCACCACUGUAUGAUCGUGGGUUGUCAUCGAGUAGCUUCCGGUCGACUAGUCAGCAUACACGGCGGAACAGUGAUGGUGGAAGUGGGUUGUUCUCAUGCUUUGGCAACAUAUAUGGAUAUGAAUGCCAAUGUAUUUGUGGUAAGCCUCCAGGAAGAAAAAGCCUUGGUACCCGGUUCCAUAGCCCAUCCAUUGGCAGUGCGGGUCGGUCAUUCCUUUGA
Ilex paraguariensis (yerba mate) is the source of this 1560-nucleotide messenger RNA. The record is from the annotation of a GenBank genome assembly. Lineage: Eukaryota; Viridiplantae; Streptophyta; Magnoliopsida; Aquifoliales; Aquifoliaceae.